Molecule: messenger RNA, 1706 nt
Organism: Carassius carassius (crucian carp)
Lineage: Eukaryota; Metazoa; Chordata; Actinopteri; Cypriniformes; Cyprinidae
Gene: zbtb42
Product: zinc finger and BTB domain containing 42
Exons: 3
Coding region: 234-1550 (438 amino acids)
Biological process (GO): regulation of transcription by RNA polymerase II
Cellular component (GO): nucleus
Molecular function (GO): protein binding; RNA polymerase II cis-regulatory region sequence-specific DNA binding; DNA-binding transcription factor activity, RNA polymerase II-specific
Source: RefSeq, a predicted model, not a curated record
CACGCACGCGCGCUCUUUCUCAGCUCACAUGGACGAGAGGUUGCAUUCAGUCGUCUGCUGCUCUGGAUCUGUUCUCUUUAUUGAGUUUAUAUGAUGUUUGAAGAUGUGAGAUGUUGUUUGCGCGUGACUGGAUUGACGCUCGUGCACUGCUGCUGUUCGAUGCGAAGCGCAAAGUGAAGAUCAACUUGUGUGAGCUCUGAGAGAAGAGGGUUUGUUGAGAUCACGCCAUAAGCAUGGAGUUCCCAAACCACAGCCGGCAGUUACUGCAGUGUCUGAGUCAGCAGAGACACCAGGGCUUCCUCUGCGACUGCACUGUGCUGGUGGGAGAGACACGCUUCAAAGCCCACCGAGCCGUUCUGGCCUCAUGCAGCAUGUACUUCCACCUCUUCUACCACGACCAGCUGGACAAGAGAGACGUGGUGCAUCUGAACAGCGACAUCGUGACGGCGCCAGCGUUCGGGCUGCUGCUGGAGUUCAUGUACGAGGGAAAGCUGGAGUUCAGUGCUCUUCCGGUGGAGGACGUCCUGGCGGCAGCCAGCUACCUGCACAUGUACGACAUCGUGAAAGUGUGCAAAGGAAAGCUGAAGGAUAAGGAGCUGUGUGAGGUGGAGUGUGGCGAGAAGGCAAACGGUCACUCCGACAGGUCCCCGGGCCUUGUAGGUGUCAAUUAUGUGUCAGCCGAGGCCGAGGCCUGUGUCCGAACAGCUGGAAAAACAAAAGCUGAUGUCAGUAGUUCAUCCGUCCCUGUGUCCCAGAGGUCCCGGACGUCGGAUGACACGGACCGAGCACUGGAUUUAUCCUUCAAGCCUCUGUCGAGUCGAGACGGCUUCCACCCCUCCUUCGUCUCGGGACAGCUGGCCCUCGACAGCCAGCAGCAGGGCACCGAGCCACUUGUUAAAGACGAACAUGACUUGCUGUCAGAGCAGGAGGACGGUGAUCCGGUGAGCCCGGAGAGCCAGCGCUUUGGGAGUUCAGUGGUGACAGGGUUCACUGCCCUCUUCCCUGAAAACAAGCCUCCGGACGACGAGCUGAUGGAGGAGGAGAGAGCGCUGCGAGUGCGUUCAGAGCAUCAUCUCCGGGACAGCGAGGGCGAGGAUGAAGACGACCUGGCGUCCUCCGACAUCUCCACGUCCAGCGGCGUUCUCCUCCCGCAGGUCUGCGUGUGUCCGCUCUGCAGCAAGGUCUUCCCGAGCCCACACGUGCUCCAGCUCCACCUCAGCUCGCACUUCAAGGAGAAAGACGGCGUUCGCUCCAAGCUCUCGCCCGACGGCUCCGUCCCGACCUGCUCGCAGUGCGGCAAGACCUUCUCCUGCAUGUACACGCUGAAGCGGCACGAGCGCACGCACUCCGGCGAGAAGCCGUACACCUGCGGACAGUGCGGGAAGAGCUUCCAGUACUCACACAAUCUGAGCCGGCACGCCGUGGUGCACACGCGAGAGAAGCCACACGCGUGUAAGUGGUGCGAGCGGCGCUUCACUCAGUCCGGAGAUCUGUACCGACACAUACGCAAGUUCCACUGCGGCCUCGUCAAGACGCUCGCCAUCGGAUAAAAGCCGUGCAACCACGUCCUUUUCUAGAUAAUCAAUAAUAAUACUAUCCAGUAUUUUGCAGGUGGCAGGAAAUCGGUUCCUUAAUGACUGUAAAACACUAUUAGUGUCUCAAACAAUCCACAGUUUGAUGCACUUGGGUUUAUGACAUCAUAUAUA